Pecten maximus is the source of this 3071-nucleotide messenger RNA. RefSeq lists its product as uncharacterized. The transcript is spliced from 11 exons. The coding region runs from base 178 to 2178 and encodes 666 amino acids. Gene Ontology annotation, molecular function: protein binding. Lineage: Eukaryota; Metazoa; Mollusca; Bivalvia; Pectinida; Pectinidae. Gene Ontology annotation, biological process: signal transduction. The record is from RefSeq and is a predicted model, not a curated record.
UAACACGUCGGUGCACGCUUUCUAUAUCCGGAUAAACAUACCGCUAAAGAACUGUGUAGUAAUGAUUUCGAGUUUACGACACACGUGUGUAUUUGACCGUAUACAUGGUAGAUACACGGAAUGAAUUAUACAAAUUAGUAUUAGUCUGUAAGAUCCGGAUCCUCCUUACUAUAAAAAAUGGUAGACAAGGAGCUCGACCAGUAUCUAGCAAAGAAAACCAACUUUAAGAGGACACUAUCAAAUAUCACACAACUGGAAAAUAAAGUCUUUACAGAACCGCCCCGGUAUGAGAAUGACGCUGAGUUCUUUACCACUGUGAUCCAUAAAACACAGGAUCGAUUGUUAUCUAUAAUAAAAGACCCAAACUUCGGUCCGGAUAAAAACCGUGUAUUUUGUUCUGUCGCUAGAAAGUUUCUAAGCGAUCUUAACAAUCUUAUCUUUUUUGUGGCGUCUACAAGGAAGGAGAAAUUUGAGAGAGGUCAAGUUAUUGGAGACGAAUUAGAAGAAAAUGGAACAAUUCGAUUUUUCUGUAAGACAAUUUUGGAAUCUAAGACGGUUCUCCCUGGGCUGUCUGAGGCGGCGAAAGUAUGCGUGGACAUUUUAAAUGACAUGGCCAACUACUCAGCGGCCGUGUGUCGCACGUGCAUGGAAUACAAAGGCAUGCUGCCCUACAUACGGGAGGCACUGGAAUUGUGGCGGGAACCUCUUCACAAGGGUCAACUCUCGGAGGAACAGGCUAACCAUAUGUACACGUUUGUUGGACUUGUACACAACUCCUGUAUGUGUUGUACGACUGUCACUACAACUGUCCGUUCGUCCUGUAUCAUCAAAGUCCUUAAGGAAAUUCUUCUGUGCCCUGAUCUCAAUCGCGAGCAUGGUAUGAUGGUGGUGGCUGCUAUUGCUGACGUCAUGGACGAAGGAGACAUUGACUCGGUCCUUCGCGAUGAAAACAAUUACAAAUGGGUUAAGUUAUUUAUAGAACAUCUGAGAGAGGCGAUUAAGCAUCCCGACUUGCAAAGUGACGGAUGGUUUGCGUUUGAAUGUGGUCGUGUGCUGCGCCAGCUGUCCUGUUUUGAUGCCAACAAGGUGCUUUUAGUGAACUUAGGUGCGUUGCCAGUACUUGUUCAAUUGGCGAGGAUUGACGAAGAAAUAUGUCUUUUCGAGGCAGUGACUGCACUGAGUCAGCUGGCCUUCGAGCCAGAGGCCCAGACGGCAAUGAUAGCGAAUGGCGAGGGGGAAACGAUCCCGCUUCUCUUCAAACUAAGCACAGAUUGCACAUUCGAACAGAUACGAGAAAUAGCGAGAGGUACAAUCUGGACAAUGGCCAGGCCAUUGCGAGAGUCGCCAAUUUAUGGACCUAUGGUGCACACUCUGUUUGCCAAGAAAACACGAGGACAUAUAAUGAUAAGUUAUUCGCGAGAACAGCGCCAGCUUUUACUGGAUAUCCGGGCAGAGCUAGAGGAAAAUAAUUUUGCGGUGUGGAUGGACGUUGACCAAAUGAGAGGGGACGUUUACGAGAGAAUGGCAGAGGCUGUCGAAAAUGCUGCCAUCGUACUUCUAGCAAUGUCUCGGAGCUACAAGAUGAGCGAGUACUGCCGCAGAGAGGCAGCAUAUGCCGGAAAGCUAAAUAAAAGCAUCAUACCACUGAAAGUAGAAAAGGAUUACGAAGCGGAUGGUUGGCUUGGUAUAAUGACUGCUGGGAUGUUUUUCUACGACUUUGGUGGUAAAUCAUUCAAGAAUAUUAUGGCCAAGCUCCUCCCUGAACUCAAGCAUCUCGCCUAUCGGAAAGGAGAGGUUGAGAAUUGGAGACGUCAACCACUGGAAGCUGCCUCUCCCGAAACAGGAGUGCCUAUACCUCCGCCAUUACAGCUACCAUCCUCCGUUCCCUCGGCAAGCCGAAAUGUCGUGACUUCCGCCCGGGCACCGCGCAUGUCUAGAAAGAAAUUCCGAGACAUUAAUGAGUCGACAUUCCAGGAGUGGCUCGACAACUACAACCUACCAAGAGACCGAUUCAAUUUGCUUAGACCAAAAGAUAUCUUGUACCUUGCUAGGAUGAAAGACGAGGCCCCGGAAAGUUAUCAUAACAUAGGCCGGAAAUUAUUCAAGGACAAAAAGGACCCUCUGUUGAAGACAAGGAUAAUGGCGGACUUAACGGAAGCUCUGGACGAUCUCGUAUGAUCACGUUCGAUUUCACGUUUUUAUGAGAUUCCUGUGUCAUUGUGUAAUUAUAUGCAAAUUACAGUAAAAGUUAGUAAAGUUGCAAAGGGUAUAUCAGAUAUAUUUUUGACAAAUUGUAAUUUUGUAAACAUGAAUAUACAUGUAAUUCAUAUACAUUAGUGGUCUGUUUCAUUAAUAUUCCUUAGCUUAAGAAAAUGCCUUAACUAAAAAAAAAAUGAAAGGUAAGCAAUAAAAAAUUAAGAAAAGGUUCCUUAAUUAAGAUGUUUUCAUUAAAUUUCAUAAAUUUCUUCCUGUGGAGAAAUUUUAGUUAGCAGGUUUCCUUACUUUAAGGAACGUUGAUGAAACCGGACCGGAUAUAUAACAUCAUGAUAUGUUAUCACGUGACGUUCUGUUACACGACAACAUUAUUUUGAGAUUCGUAAUUGAAACGUAUUCCUACGCAUCUAGUUUAUACAUUGUAGGUGUCUUAUGGCAUUGUUCAUUUGAAAAAAGAAAUAAAAAAAAACUUUUUCAUGAUUGACGUACAUUCUUAUCAUGCACUUCUCAUAUCAUAUUAUUUUGUUGUUCAAUUAUUCAUUUCCAAUAUAAAAGCACGUGACUGCAAGAAUUUGACGUUCCAAAUGUUGCUUUACAUGUACAUAUAUAUUUUUGUCAAUAACGAUAUGCUUUAAAACUAUCUUUUAUACCUGAAUAAGAUACAUGUACAUGCACAUGUAAUGUAUUGUGCCAUUUAUAUAUACAUGUAUUACACUUAUAUUGUUACAUUUUCCAUUGUUAUCUAUUGUUUAGGCUAAUGAUUUUUGGUAUUGUGAUUAGCUAGCAUGGAGGAGGUUUAAGUUAUUGAAAUAAAGAAGGAGUGCCAAUUUGGGCCUUCUGGUGUCUAUAACCGGUAA